Symsagittifera roscoffensis is the source of this 3545-nucleotide messenger RNA. RefSeq lists its product as uncharacterized. Gene Ontology annotation, cellular component: plasma membrane. NCBI's taxonomy places the organism in Eukaryota, Metazoa, Xenacoelomorpha, Acoela, Convolutidae. Bases 465 to 3377 code for a protein of 970 amino acids. The transcript has 4 exons. Gene Ontology annotation, molecular function: monoatomic cation channel activity. The record is from RefSeq and is a predicted model, not a curated record. Gene Ontology annotation, biological process: monoatomic cation transmembrane transport; metal ion transport.
CAAAGAAGUUGAAGAACAUAAAAUUAAUUCAAUGUACAAUUUUCAUGCGAGUUAUUAAUCUUCUAAUUUGCGAGCCAUAAAAAUUUUUGUUCUGGCCUGUUGUACAGCACUUUGGAAAGAUAUAUAGAAAAAAAUACCUGCGAAAUUCAUUUUCGACUAUUCCAUUUUCAUUUUUCUUCUUAAAAGAUUUGUUAUCAUUAAAAACUACGAAAUGGCAACUAUGGUUUGAUAGUUUUUAAUUAUUUUAUCUGCUUCGCUAUUGUAAUCAACAAGCAUUAAAAACCAAUUUUCAAAAGUAGUUCUGAAGUUAAUCAAGGCUGCUUAGCGUGAAUUGUGUUUAUGCUACUAGAGAAUAUGCAAUUGCUACUUACUUUACUACUGAAAAGAUACAACACUGGCAUUAUUUCGUAGAGCCAAUGAGAUAAGUCAUUUUGGUUUAAUUGUUCCUGCCUUAAAUUGACUUUAUGGACGGAGGGGUGGUUCAUUUUGCGGUAGACUCCAACUCCGACCCAGGAUGUCUCUUCCAUUCUAUCCUCGAUGGAUUAAGAGUUCCGACUCCAAAUCUGGCGCUGUCGUUCCUUGGUAGCGACUGGUCCCUCAACCUUGUAAAUGGAGUUAUGGAAGUGAUGUCUGACAACUGCCACUGUUGGGUCAUUUACGAAACAUCCAGACAAUUUCCACCGGAGAACCAUGAUAUCAGUUACAGAUUGCCAGAGAGAACCGGCCGACGAAUAUCUUAUAUCUGCCUUCAAACUGCUGAGCCAGAAAAAUUAGAUGUUGCGCCAUCAGAACAGCCAGGGAAAACAUCUGUACAUCGCAGCAACGAACAGUUCACUCGUAAUGCAGUGAUCACGUUCAAACUAACAAGCAACAACAUGGAGAGCUUCUACAAGUUCAGAGAGCAGUUUGAGACUUUCCUCUCCACGUCAUUGCGUGUUCCCACUUCUGUUUUCGCAACUGCUUUUGACCUGCCAGAACUAGACUAUUUAAGUGGACUUCUAGAGACAGCGUCCGUCAGUGUGAUGAUUCGCGAGUCGCUACAUGAAGCUACAGAAAACUGGCUGUUUAAACUGGUCGUCUCGUCAGUUCAAGACACGAUCAAAACACCGAAUUUAACUGUUGGUCAGUUAAUCAAACUUGCGAUGGAAAAGUUCCAUUCUCUCCCACUAUCAUCAAGUAUGAACAACUUGCAACUGCCGCCUUUGCUGGAACGAAGUUUCAGAAUAAUAUUCACAAACUUUCAUUUGGUCUCAAUGUGUUCAAUUGACAGUUUGCAUGAAAAUGAUUUGAACAAAACUGUAAAUGUGGGACUAAGAGUUCUGGAGUCUAUGCUCAAACCUCUAAAGCUCAAUGAAAAAAUCGAUUUUAUGCUGCAAUGGAAACAGUGCAAUACCCACUUGGAAAAUUUCAUGCGAGACAACUCGAGGCUCUUGCAAGAAAAUUACAAGGAGCUGAAACUAGCUUUCCGAAAACUGCUUCUUGAUGAAAACCUUAAUGUCUUACAGUUCUUCUUGGACCAAGGAAUUAAUAUGGACAAUGUUUGCGAUAAAUCUUUCGUGAAAAGUUUGUACAGAGAAAUUUCUUUUGACUGUUAUGAGUAUUUCGACGAAACUGCUAUCAACAACUCAAACGACGUUGCUUCUCGCAAUCGACGACAAAAGUACGCAUCUGUGAAUUUUCCAGUCAAUUUGAGCCGAGGUUCCGGAAACAGUUUCAUCUUUCUGCACAUAUCUUUGUUGGCUAUUCUUGUCAACAAACCGAAAGUGUUUUCGUUUUAUUCAGUAAAGUCUCAAUUCAAAGUCAUGGCGUUCCUUUUGUAUUCGCAGUUAUGGCGCAUCCAAAGCGAGUGGGUUGCAAAAUUUGACCUAAAUCGAACCAGUUUCCAAUCUCUGAGCUCACACUGCUUAAAUACGGCGGUCGAAGUUCUGAAAGAAUGUGAAACUUUGCACCUGGGCCUGACAAAAAGAUUACUACUCUUAGAAAUUCCAGAGUUUAAUGGAAAAUCCAUUUUUGAGGUCGCUGCUUUUUCAGGUUUCAAGGAAGUUCUUGAUCUCAGAUCUUCAAAAUUGAUUUUAAGACAGCUUUGGUACAACGGUUUGCAUUUAGAUGCUCGAAGCUUUGCUAAUUACUUAAUUUUACCUUUUCGAUUAUGUGACGACCUUUCCACUGAUAAUGAUGUUAAAAACCAAACUUUUGACAACAAAAAAGGUUAUAAAAGUCAUAAACUCAGGUUGUUUUAUCUAUCGCCUGCGUUCAAAUUUUUUCUUCACUCCUCAUCAUACUUAUUUUUUGCGCUUUUGUUUUCUCUAUUUUACAUAGACUUACGAAACGGGCAUCCAAGUGGUGAAGAAGUAUAUUGUUACAUUACAAGUUGUUGCUAUCUUGUACAAUUAUAUUUACCUUGGAUUAAGUUAAAAGAGCCAUUUCGACUCAAAGUGAAAUUAUGGCUCCAAAACGAGUUCAAUAUUAUCGAGACAGUUCAAAUAGUGGCGACAACAUUAGCCUUUUCUAUCCGAAUUCUCGGAUUCAGAAGCGACUUCUCCUUUAUGUUGGCUAAGUCAUUUUAUGGUUUGUCAGUUUUGACUGUUCUUUUGAAACUGGUGCGUUUUUUCCAGUGUAGCAGCCGACUUGGUCCAAUUUGGAUCUUCAUUCGAAAAAUGUUGAAGCAGACUCUAAUAUUCUUCUGCAUUUUCCUGGUGCUAGUGUGUGGCUUUGGUCUCUGUCUUCAUCUGAGCAGUCUGCGCACCUGCGAGUUUGUAAGCCAAGACGAAGAGAUCAAAGUCGGUUCCUAUGAGGGCGGACAGUGGGUUUUUCUCAAAGCAUACUUCAUGUUUUUUGGCGAGAAGUUCUACAACAGCAUUUCCCUCGCCUGUAAUUCAGACCCGAAACGAUACAUGUCCGAGAUUAUGCUCUCCCUUAUGUUGUUUGCGGGCAAUGCUUUGGUACUAAAUGUGUUAAUCGCCCUCUAUCGGUCGGUGUUUUUGAAAGUGCAACAAAGAUCGUCCCUCGAGUGGACGUCUGAGAUGUAUUGGCUAGUGCGAGAGUUCACCCACAAUACUUUUUGUCCUCCGCCAUUCAGUAUGAUUGAGCUGGUUGUCGUGUUUUUCGUCAAAAAGAUUUAUGAGAGGAGAUACCCUAAGUACCCCAGGAAAGCAUCACUCACACUCCCUCACCACACCCUGUCCCAGAUGAUGCAGCUGGAGGAGAGUGCGUUCAGAAGUGUACAGCAGAGACGCAGAGGGAGGAUCGAGGCGAACGAGAGCAUGCAGUACCUGAGAGACGUUGAACUGCGACAGAAAAACAUUCUGUCUCAAGCGGUCCUCAACAUCACAAAGUGUCGUCAGAUUUACGACGCCUGCAAAAACAGGUUCAAAUGAAGCCUUAUAAUUUUUUUAAUUUGGUACAAAUCACUUUCGGGCAUUCUUGCACGAAGUUUCAUUCUAAAAUUGAUGAGAGAUUUAUGUAAAGUACAAUAAUAGUUUACACAAAUGAGUUGAUUCAUUUUUGUAUUUUUGUAUUUGCUUAAUUAAAAUUAUUUUCUUUUA